This is a messenger RNA of Scophthalmus maximus (turbot), 7875 nucleotides long. It is a transcript of the gene dapk1, whose product is annotated as death-associated protein kinase 1. The coding region runs from base 329 to 4729 and encodes 1466 amino acids. NCBI's taxonomy places the organism in Eukaryota, Metazoa, Chordata, Actinopteri, Pleuronectiformes, Scophthalmidae. Gene Ontology annotation, biological process: intracellular signal transduction; protein phosphorylation; positive regulation of apoptotic process. Gene Ontology annotation, cellular component: nucleus; cytoplasm. The record is from RefSeq and is a predicted model, not a curated record. The transcript is spliced from 26 exons. Gene Ontology annotation, molecular function: ATP binding; protein binding; protein serine/threonine kinase activity.
AGCGCCGGGCAGCAGACGUCGGUCUCUUCAGUCGCUCACAGCGUUUUGUUCUUCUUCCGCGAGUCGCGAGCCCCUGGACCCGCGUCACCGCCGCGUGGAAUUCGGUCUGCAACCGGGAGCGGGACACGACACGACACGACACGACACGACAGCGGCGAACUUCGAGGUCCACAUCCCCCCCAGACAUGAGGAGGGCGGCGGCGGUUGGCUGUCAGCACCCUGGCCGGACCGGAGGCUCCUGGUGAACAGGGGGAUGGUGCCGCUGUGAAGAGCCGGCGUGAAACCCAGGACGAGCCCCGUCUCUGUGUGGUGCUGGAGCCGGGACAUCAUGACUGUUUUCAACCAGGAAAAUGUGGAGGAAUUCUAUUUCAUCGGAGACGAGCUGGGGAGUGGUCAGUUUGCUGUGGUCAGAAGAUGUCGGCACAGGGGCACGGGCGUGGAGUACGCCGGCAAGUUCAUCAAGAAGCGGCGCAGCAAGUCGAGCCGCCGCGGCGUGACGAGGGAGGACAUCGAGCGCGAGGUGGACAUCCUGAAGGAGAUCCAGCACCCGAACAUCAUCACGCUGCACGACGUCUUCGAAAACAAGGCGGAGGUCAUCCUCAUCCUGGAGCUCGUGGCCGGCGGCGAGCUCUUUGACUUCCUGGCGGAGAAGGAGUCGCUGAGCGAGGAAGAAGCCACUCAGUUCCUCAAGCAGAUCCUGGAUGGAGUCUCCUACCUGCACACCAAACACAUCGCUCACUUUGACCUCAAGCCUGAAAACAUCAUAAUGCUGAACCGCUCAGUGCCUCACCCGCGCAUCAAGAUCAUCGACUUCGGCCUGGCGCACAAGAUCGAUUUUGGCAACGAUUUCAAAAACAUUUUUGGAACUCCCGAAUUUGUAGCUCCAGAAGUCGUCAACUAUGAACCUUUGGGCCUGGAGGCGGACAUGUGGAGCGUCGGUGUGAUAACCUACAUCCUUUUGAGCGGCGCGUCUCCUUUCCUGGGCGACAACAAGCAGGAGACGCUGGCCAACGUGUCGGCCGUCGACUACACAUUUGACGAGGAGUUUUUCAGCAACACCAGUGUCCUGGCCAAAGACUUUAUCGCGAAGCUCCUCGUCAAAGAUCCCAAAAAGAGAAUGACGAUUCAGGACAGCUUCCAGCACCCCUGGAUCAAGCCCAAAGACACUCAGCAAGCUCUGAGCAGGAAGGAGUCGGCCGUCAACAUGGAGAAGUUCAAGAAGUUUGCCGCUCGAAGAAAAUGGAAGCAAUCCGUCCGACUCAUUUCUUUGUGCAACCGCCUGUCCCGCUCCUUCCUGUCCAGAAGCAACAUCAGCGUUGCACGCAGUGAUGACACACUGGAUGAGGAAGACUCCUUUGUGAUGAAGGCCAUCAUCCACGCCAUCAACGACGACAACGUGCCCGGCCUGCAGCAUCUGCUUGGCUCCUUGAACAGCUACGACAUCAACCAGCCCAACAAGCAUGGGACUCCUCCUCUCCUGAUUGCAGCUGGCUGUGGCAACAUUCAGAUCAUCGAGGUGCUGAUGAGAAAAGGUGCAGAUAUCCAGGCCCACGACAAGAGUGGCACCAACGCUAUCUACUACGCAGCGAGACACGGCCACGUCGAGACCCUGAAAUUCCUUAAUGGGAAGAAAUGCCCUCUGGACGUCCAAGAUAAGUCCGGAGAGACGGCUCUUCACGUGGCCGCACGCUAUGGCAACGUGGAUGUGGUGAACUACCUGUGCAGCAUUCGGGCCAACCCAGACCUGUCUGACCGGGAGCAGGAGACCCCGCUGCAUUGCGCUGCCUGGCACGGAUACUCGGCGGUGGCCCGGGCGCUCUGCCAGUCGGGCUGCAACGUGGACGCCAAGAACCGCGAGGGCGAGAGUCCGCUGCUGACGGCGUCCGCUCGGGGCUUUGUGGACAUCGUGGAGUGCCUGGCGGCACACAGGGCCGAUCUGGAAGCGACUGACAAGGACGGCCACACGGCGCUCCACCUGGCCGUACGCAGGUGUCAGGUUGACGUGGUCCGCUGCCUCCUCAGACACCGCUGCCCACUGGACCAGCAGGAUCGCCACGGUAACACGCCGCUGCACAUCGCCUGCAAGGACGGAAACCUGCCCGUCGCCAUGGCGAUCUGCGGCGCCAAGGCCGGCCUGGACCUCGCCAACAAGUACGGCAGGACUCCCCUCCACCUGGCGGCCAACAACGGGAGCCUGGAGGUGGUUCGUCAUCUCUGCCUGGCCGGCGCCAACAUCGACGCCGUCACCAACGAUGGAAAGACGGCAGAGGAUUUGGCUUCUACGGAGCAACACGAGCACAUAGUCUCUUUGUUGGUCAAACUUAAAAAGGACAACCACAAGCUGAGCUACAUCCAGCAGCUGCGGCCGACUCCGGCCGUCCAGCCCCGGAUCAAGCUGAAGCUGUUCGGGCAGCCCGGAGCCGGGAAGAGCACCCUGCUGGAGUCCCUGAAGUGUGGCAUCCUGCGCAGCUUCUUCAGGAGGAGGAGGACGACGCGCAUGACCAACACGGCCCGUCACCCCAACUCCCCCGUCAACUCCAAGCCUGCCGUGUCGGUGAGCAUCUCCAACCUGUACCCGGGCUGCGAGAACGUGAGCGUGCGCAGCCGCAGCAUGAUGUUCGAGCCCAGCCUCACCAAGGGCGUCCUGGAGGUCUUCUCCCCCGUGCACAGCGCUCUGUCGGCGGCCGACGAACAGGCCACGAAGGCCAUCGACAUCCAGCACGCCAACAUCCACGGCGUGGGGGAUUUCAGCGUGUGGGAGUUCUCGGGGAACCCGGUCUACUAUUGCUCCUACGACUACUUUGCGGCCAACGACGCCACGGCGAUCCACCUGGUGCUGUUCAGCCUUGAGGAGCCGUACGAGACCCAGCUGAGCCACAUCACCUACUGGCUGAACCUGCUGAAGGCGCUCACCCUGCCCCAGGACAACAUCGGUGAGCGGCGCUCUUUAGCUACAACACAAGUCUCUGCAGCUUUCGGAGGUCGGAUCCAGCAGCCCCUCGUGGUCGUCCUGGUGGCGACACACGCCGACCUCGCCGACGUUCCCAGAGCGUUCACUGGAGACUUCAGCUACGACAAGGAGAGAGCUCUGCUCAAGGAAGUCCGGAACAGGUUUGGGAACGACCUGCAGAUCAGUGACAAAUUGUUUGUGGCGGACGCCGGAGCCUCCAACUCCAAAGACGUGAAGCUGCUGAGGAGUCACCUGCAGGAGCUCCGCACCGACAUCAUCUCUAGGUGCAGUCCCAUGACGUUGCUGUCGGAGCGCCUGCUGACCACCCUGCCGACCUGGAGGAAGCUGAGCGGACCCAACCAGCUGACGUCGUGGCAGCAGUUCGUCAGCGACGUCCAGGAGAACAUCAACCCCCUGGUCAGCCAGGAUCACCUCCGCACGCUGGCCCUGCAGCUCCACAGCAUGGGAGAGAUCAACAUCAUGCAGAGUGAGACGGUGCAGGACGUCGUCCUGCUGGAGCCUCGCUGGCUCUGCAGCAGCGUCCUCGGCAAGCUGCUCUCGGCGGAGACGCCCAAGGCCAUCCACCACUACAGGGGGCGCUACAGGCUGGAGGAGGUGCAGGCCCUGGCCCCCGAGAGCGACGUGGACGAGCUGCUGCAGAUCCUGGACGCCAUGGACGUGUGCGCCCGCGACGCCACCAACCCGUCCAUGGUGGACGUCCCCGCCCUCAUCAAGACCAACGGCCUCCACCGCUCCUGGACCGAGGAGGAGGAGGAGGAGUCGCUGAUCUACGGCGGCGUGCGGCUCGUGCCCGCCGAGCACCUCACCCCGUUCCCCUGUGGCCUGUUCCACAAACUGCAGGUGAACCUGUGCCGCUGGAGCCACCAGCAGAAGCCCGAGGAGGAGGGCGGCGGCGAGGACAUCGACGGCGACAUACACCUGUGGACCAACGGCGCCAAGGUGAGUCAGGCGGGAGUGGAGGCCAUGAUCCUGCUGGUCAACCACGGCCAGGGGCUGGAGAUCCAGGUGCGGGGACACGAGUCGGAGCGGCCCAAGUGCUACACCUUGUUGGACACCAUCUGCAGUAUAACGGAGAACCUGCUGGCCUCCACCCUCCCCGGCCUGCUCACCGCCAAAUACUACCUGAGUCCUCAGCAGCUGCGGGAACACCACGGCCCCAUCAUGGUCUACCAGCCCAAAGACUUCUUCCGGGCGCAGGUCCAGCGGGAGACGUCCCUCACCAACACCAUGGGCGGAUACCGGGAGAGCUUCAGCAGCAUUCUGACGUUCGGCUGCGCCGAGGUUUACCAGCAGGGGGUUCUGGGACCGAACAUCCACAUAUCGGACGUCUCCCUGUUGGCUCGCCGGAAGCUGUGCCGCAUGCUGGACCCCCCCGACGCUCUGGGGAAGGACUGGUGCCUGCUCGCCAUGAACCUGGGACUCACGGACUUGGUGGCCAAACACAGCAACGGCACUCCGAACGGCGCCCCCGAGCCGGACUCGGACCCGGACGCGGACUCCCAGCGGGUGGCGCUGCAGCCCAGCCCGACGGCGGCGCUGCUGCACGAGUGGAGCGCGCGGGCAGACAGCACGGUCGGCGUGCUCAUGGCCAAGCUGCGGGAGCUUGGCCGCCGGGACGCCGCCGACUUCCUGCUCAAGGCCUCGCCUGUGUUCAGGGUCAACGUGGAGGCGGUGGGCGGCGCUGCCGACGGCUACCCGCCCGCCGCCUGCAAUGGGGGCACGUCCUACAACUCCAUCAGCUCCGUCAUAUCCCGCUGAACGACGGACGGUGACAAACUCGUGCGUGUGUGCGUGUGUGCGUGUGUGCGUGUGUGUGUGAAUAAAACAAAGUGCAAUGGUUACCAAGAGAGUCCAUCACUCCGGCCCGUGAGCCGGAUGUCGUGUUUGUGCUCUCCACACCUGUACAGCUCACCUUCCCCCUCGCUCCACUAUGAAUGUCGUGAAAGAACCGAACGUCCUGAACUCCAAAGAGGAAGAAAAAAAUCUGUUUUUAUUCUGUUCUAAACCUUGUCGUGCUGCUUUUUAAAAAAAAUAAAUUAAAAAAAACCCUCCUAACUCGAACUCUACGCACAAGACUCGCUCCCCUCGACGCAGACGGUCGGAGACGAGGUUCUCCGCUUCGUGUUCCCCGCGUGACGGAGGUUUUUCCCUCCACCGUCCAGUGACAACACGUCCGUCUUCACUCGCUCCGUCCAUCCUCUUCUUUGUUCUGACCGAUGUGACACUUUUGUCCGUUGAACAGCGGUUUCCUCCCGAGUGCCCUCGUGGCAGCUACCUCCCGUCAGAGCACAAGCAACAGCGCGUCUCCUUCUUUUGCCCCAAACGUCGUGAGCGACCGUGGCCUUGUCGACACGCCACGCAGUCACGUGGGUAUCAAGACUCGAGCAGAGUGAAAAAAACUAACACAUUUGACAAGAGAGUUUUGAAAUUUUGGGAUUUGGAAUCAGAUCCUUCAGAUGUGUUUGAUGUCUGAGCGUCGCCAGGAGACGGAACGUGUGCGAUGGAAGGAACAACACUUUCAUUUUCAUCUGGUGGAUUCUUUUUACAGUGUAUUAUCCCUCAUUCUUCUAACAACAACGACAUGUUGUCCCUUCAUUUGGUGACGCUUUACAGGUUUUUCUUACUCUUUCAUAAUUCCUUGGAAAGAAUUGUGUCGUUCGGUGCCAGUUACAGGAAAAAAAAGGAAAUUUAAUAAAUUUAAUUUAGUUCAUUUGAUUUAUUUUCGACUUCCAGGUUCAUUUUCAUUAAAAAUGUUAAACUCCAGUGAAACAAACUUUUCUAAAAAAAAAAAAAAUUGAAAAAAGCACAUCACUGAGAAAUAUUAAUAAGUUAUGUUACAGUUGAUUUUCAUCACGAAGAGCAAUUCAUCUUUUAUUUUGGUUGUAACUUUUGUUAUCUCAGACUUGAAGUGGUCCCGACUUCAGGUUUGGUAUUAUAGAAAAGGAAACUUUGUUCUUAUGUUCUUCUUCAGUUACUAUUAUAUUAUAUAUUAUUGUUUGAUCAGCAGUUGUUAAUUCCCAGAAGAAUCUUCCUUAAAAGAGAAAAUUCACUCACACAUUUGAACAACAGCGUCCAGGUUUUUCCCUUCAACUCGCACCUAAUCAUAUUGUUCUCUCCAGGAAGCUUCAUAAUAACUUCACAGUUACAUAUCCACAAACUAAUGGGACCUGUGAUAAAAUGAAUGUGUGACUAUAAAUGUUUUACACAAGGGGAACUUCUUUUUACGAAAAAUACCGUACUGAAGAACAUGAUCCGUCCAGUACCUGAAAUGUUUUUUGGUUUUUUUGUUGUUGCUUUAAAUCACAUUCACUGAGCUUUAAUGCUUAAAAAGAAAUCGACGUGAAGGGAAAGAGCCACUGAGAUGAGAAUAAAUAACCUGAGGAAAGGAGAAUUUUCUAAUUCGGUUGACUUCUAACCUUUUCUACCGAGCUAAUAGUUAAUGUGUUAUAUAAAUAUAUAACAUAUGUAUACAUAUGUAUAUAUGUAUAUAUACAUAUGUAUAUAUGUAUAUAUACAUAUGUAUAUAUUGAGUGAACACACUUGAUAUACGCUUCCUCAAACAGGUUUUCUCCUCGUGUGACCAGCGCUGCGACGCAGGCUCACGGCGUCACAGAGUCUCGCUUUGACGCCGCUUAGUUCAUUUGAUUUAUUGUCCGAGCUUCUCUCGGCGUCGCCGGCGGCCGCGCGUCGCUUCUCAUCUCCGCUCAGUGCCGUCUGUGUUUUGUUGUUUUUGCAGCCUGGCAAGUGAAGGCAGGACAGUAGGAAAAAAACAAAAGGCCAAAGGCUGCUGAAGACAGAGAAGCAUUUUCACCUUGUAUAAGCUGUUUGUUUGUUUUGUACCUGAUGUGGAUCAGGAAAAUGAUCUUUUUUUUAUUAUUAUUCACUACGUGUGUUGACGAGUGCUUCAUGUUUCCUUCCCAGAAGCGUGCGAUGGUGUGAAGCCUCUUCUCCAGGACACUGUGUCACAGCUGUUUCCUCCUGUGUCUGUCUUUCUCUUCUUCUUCUUCUUCCUCCUCCUCCGGUGUUCGAACCAUCCGCUCGCACAGAUAAAAACAAGACUUAUUUCAAACACUGUUUCUUCUUCUUCUUCUUCUUCUUCUUCUUCUUCUUCUUCUUCGUCGUCUCCGGGCUUGAACUCGCCAAUAGACGCAGCCAGAAACCUCCAGCUGUGGUGUAAAUACUCCAGGCCUGUGUCCACGACUCUCUCUCUCUCUCUCUCUUUUUUCUGUUUGCUCACUUUUAUUUUUUUUCUUGUUAUUGCCCAAAAUCCAUUAAUUACAACAAGGCAAAAUGAAUGUAUGUACCACACAUGUCUUUCCUAAGAAUACGGUGACAACUCCCCACACGUGUACAAAUCACACGGGAAAAUGACAAACGUCCCAGAAACCGGUCGUGAGCACCGUUUUAUAUUGCUCUCGUUUCCUCGUCGAAGCUUUUGUUGAAGUCGUGUGAAGACCGUUGCCAAUGUUGUGUGCCUGAAAAGAAGAAAAGACGACACACUCGCAUUCAUUCCUCUGUUAUUGCCUUGUACAGUGAACACGCGCUGAGAGGAGACGAGUCGGAGAGGGAAGUGAACGUUACUUCGUCGAGUUUGUCUCUCCCCUCCUUUUCUCUACUUUCUUUCUUUCCCCGGAUGCGUCCCGACAGAAACGCGUGGAUUCAAACGUUUUUUUCUGAAAAGCAGAAAAAAAAUCCAAUAAGAACGGGGGAACGCGUUGUUCAUCACGUCACUGGAGGGCGAAGUGAGUGAUGUCCGGUCCGGUCGCCACAUUGCACAAGUCUCUUUUUUGUUUUUUUGUCUGUCGCUAUUUAUGUAACAUUCUGGAAGCAUGUCUUGGAAUGCCAUGUUCUUAACUUCUGACACUUUAUAGUGUGAAACGUUUUAUAAUAAAUUCUUUACCUGA